AUGCGGCCUACAUUGCUCCGGCAAGCUCUGGCAGCACCAAGCCGACGCACCUUCACCUCCGCCACCUCCACCCUCCCUGCCUUCCGAUCACAGCUGCAGCGUCAUUCUGUCCAGCGCCUCCAACGAGCAGCAUUCCAGACGACCGCCCAGCGAGCCAUCCUCCCACCUCUUCCCCAGCGAAUCGAAGGCUCGGUCAAUGAUCCAGUCAAAGUUCACGAGCCCGAGCCUGCCCAUGGCAGCUAUCACUGGUCUGCGGAGAGGGCCCUCUCCGCCGCCCUCAUCCCCCUCACAAUCGCCCCCUUCGCCGCCGGCUCUCUGAACCCAUUGAUGGACGGCCUGCUCAUCGGCGCGAUCCUGAUCCAUUCACACAUGGGCUUCCAAUCCGUCAUCGUAGACUACCUUCCGAAGCAGCGAGUGACCAAGACGCGAAAGCUGUUCGACUACGGCUCCGUGCUGGCGAUUUUCGUCGUGGGCUGGGGCUGGUACGAGUUCGAGACAAAUGAUGUCGGCUUGACCGAGGGUAUCAAGCGCAUUUGGACCGCGAAGCCCAAGUCGCUGGUCUGA
This is a messenger RNA of Neohortaea acidophila, 564 nucleotides long. Its product is annotated as CybS-domain-containing protein. Gene Ontology annotation, biological process: tricarboxylic acid cycle; mitochondrial electron transport, succinate to ubiquinone. Lineage: Eukaryota; Fungi; Ascomycota; Dothideomycetes; Mycosphaerellales; Teratosphaeriaceae. The transcript has 3 exons. The coding region runs from base 1 to 564 and encodes 187 amino acids. Gene Ontology annotation, molecular function: ubiquinone binding; heme binding. Gene Ontology annotation, cellular component: membrane; mitochondrial envelope. The record is from RefSeq and is a predicted model, not a curated record.